CAAUCUUGUAAUACUGCCAUGCAUAAUUGCCUUUGGGCUUGGCUGCUUGAAACAUAGUUCAAGAAUUCAACUGCUGUCUCGGCACACUAAACCAACGUGUGCUGUCACAGGCACACCCGAACUUAAAAGGAACUUUUUUUGUCUCCAAUUAGAACUACCUCAUUCUACAAGUGGCUGGAUCUUGGGACUAGUAGAGUUCAAGACACAGUCAUGGCAGGAAUGUUUUCCUACGAGAGCUCGGAGGUGGACUGGUGUGAAGACAACUACCGCCAUUCCGAGACAGUGGUUGAAUAUUUCAAUACGAUGAGCAAUAUCAUCUUCUUCGUGGUUGCACCCAUCAUGCUGUAUCUGCUGCACCCUUAUGCCAGGGAGAGAAACCUGGCCGUGCACCUCGUCUGGAUCAUGAUGAUCUUUGUGGGUCUUUUUUCUAUGUAUUUCCAUAUGACACUCAGCCUAAUGGGACAGAUGCUGGAUGAGCUCUCUAUUUUGUGGGUGAUAGCUAUUGGCUACUCUCUCUGGUUUCCCCGGAGGCACUUCCCUUUCUUCGUCAAGGACAGGUCUUCUUUCUCCUGGAUGGUUCUCGGGGUUACUGUGAUCACCACAGUGUCCUCUUUCGUUAAGCCCGUUGCCAAUGCUUAUGCUCUCAACUGCUUUGCCAUACAUGUUGUCUACUCACUGAUCAUUGAGAUGCGCAGCUGCACAAACACCAAGGCGCUGCGACUGGUCCGUCAAGCUAUCGGCCUGUGGGUUCUCGCGAUCGCCUGCUGGAUCAGUGAUCGCUUCGGCUGCAGCUUCUGGCAAAAGAUCAACUUCUGCUACCUGCAUGGAUUCUGGCAUAUCCUGAUUGUGAUAGCCACAGCCUACGGUACCUCCCUGCUGUCCUACCUGGAUGCCCACUACGAGAUCCCCUAUUCUCAGCCAGCUCUACAGUACUGGCCAUGUGAUAACUGGGAUUUAGGCCUGCCUUACGUCGUACUCAAGGGCCCAAACAAGGCACAGAAAUGCUACUAAUGAACUCAUUGUGUGUGAGGGGGUGAUGAGAUGAAGACACUCCAUUUUUCUGUACAUUACCUGCAACUUUUUUUAUACAUGUUUUAUAUAUCUGUUAUAUGUUUUUGUGCUGACUGUUUUGUAAGUCAGCGGUGUGAUUCUGAAUAGUAGUAAAUGCAUGUAUGAGUUA
Messenger RNA from Conger conger (European conger), 1180 nucleotides. RefSeq names its product alkaline ceramidase 1-like. Gene Ontology annotation, molecular function: hydrolase activity, acting on carbon-nitrogen (but not peptide) bonds, in linear amides. The record is from RefSeq and is a predicted model, not a curated record. The transcript is spliced from 7 exons. Lineage: Eukaryota; Metazoa; Chordata; Actinopteri; Anguilliformes; Congridae. Gene Ontology annotation, biological process: ceramide metabolic process. Gene Ontology annotation, cellular component: membrane. The coding region runs from base 211 to 1011 and encodes 266 amino acids.